Molecule: messenger RNA, 3669 nt
Organism: Homarus americanus (American lobster)
Lineage: Eukaryota; Metazoa; Arthropoda; Malacostraca; Decapoda; Nephropidae
Product: transformer-2 protein homolog alpha-like
Exons: 9
Coding region: 168-992 (274 amino acids)
Biological process (GO): positive regulation of mRNA splicing, via spliceosome
Cellular component (GO): spliceosomal complex
Molecular function (GO): RNA binding
Source: RefSeq, a predicted model, not a curated record
UACAGGCGGCCUCAGAGCGCGUGCGCACAACGACACUCGACGGAGGCUCAGUGUGGCAGGCUUUAGCUGGCUCAGGAGAUUGUUCAUUGGUGCCCUCAUUUUUUCCUCGUCCUGGACGUAUGCCAAGUUUUUUCUCUUGAUCACUAACCUCCAAAGGUUUACUAAACAUGAGUGAGUCACCUCGACGUAGUGUCAACAAUGGCACUUCACCGCUUCAUGAAAGGUCCCGAGACCCUUCCUUCUCCCGCUCAAGAUCGAGAUCAGUAGAACGUCGAGAUAGCUACAAACACUCCUCUCGGAGGUCUGGAUCACCAAAAUAUCGCGAGGAUCGAUACCGCGAUGACAAAUAUUCCUCCUCGUCACGCCGUCGAUACUCUCGCUCACCUUCAUACUCAAGAAACCGUCGGAGCAACAGGUCUCAAUCAAGGUCACCUAUGUCAAAUCGCCGGCGCCAUCAUGGAGAUCGGGAAGACCCCAGCCCAAGUACUUGCCUGGGCAUAUUUGGACUGAGCCUCUAUACUACAGAGAGGCAGCUUCAUCAUCUUUUUGGCAAGUACGGCCCAUUAAACAAAGUCCAAGUUGUUCUUGAUGCAAAGACUAGUCGCUCUCGAGGGUUUGCAUUUAUCUACUUUGAGCACGUAGAGGAUGCCACAGAGGCUAAAGAACAGUGCACUGGGAUGGAGAUUGAUGGUCGACGCAUCAGAGUAGACUAUUCCAUCACGGAACGAGCUCAUACACCUACCCCUGGUAUUUACAUGGGUAGACCCACAUAUUCUGGAUACGGAAGGCGUGGGGGUGGCGGCGGCGGAGGCGGUGGUGGUGGCGGCGGUGGCGGCGGCGGUGGUGGCGGUGGCCGUUACAGUGGAGGCUACGGUGGUCGCCGCCGCUCUCCCUCACCUUACCACAGAGGACCUCCUCAGCGACGGUCAUACCGCUCACGGUCGAGAUCAUAUUCCCCACAUAAAAACAGACGUGGUGGAUACCAGAAAUAAGCCGAAAAAGAUGGAUGUCGACUGCACUUACAAGGCUUUUUGAGGCUUGAAGAAUGGAGUAUUGGUGAAUAUUGGAAGAUAAGGAAAUCUUAAUGAAUGAGAAGAGUAGAAGCACUGGCCAGAGGCCUUUAGGGAGCAUUGGAGAAGAACUUAUGGCGAAGACAGAACAGGCUGGCAAUAUUCUUCACUCAUUUAAAGUCAACCAAGAAAUGGAUUGUUAACAAGCUAGAAUUGAAAAUUCAUGAAGCAUGUGAAGAUCUCAAACGUUAAGAAUUUACUGAAGCUUGAAGGGGCACUUGGCGAAGCUUAUGAAGAAUUCACUGUUGAUUUGAAGAAGGAAAUAAGGCGGGGAGAGGGUAGCACACAAGAAAAAAAGAAGGGAAGGAAGUACGAAAGGGAAGUAAGCUUGAAGCACGAUCAAAAUCUGGGGCAAGACGAAGGAAGGCAAGAAUUUGCUUCAGAUCAAAAGGGCGUAUUACGUCAUCCUUGUUGACACCACAUCAAUCUCAUCCUCAUGGGCGAGUGUCAAUACUGCCACUGAGGUAAUCAUUCAUCUCCAUUAUGUUCGACACCUUAAGAUAACAUCUGACAAUUUAAUUUACAUAUUUCUUUUUACAAGCAAAAGUUCGUUGCUAGUCAAUUCGGGUUAAUGUCCACGACGAACAAAUUUAAAAAAUUUGAUUAUCAGGUGAACAAAGUUCUUUAUUGGAUUACAGUUCUUCAUUAACAGGGUGGACAGCUUACUUCAUUAGUUAGGUAAUUUCUUGGACCAAAAGUUCUAUCAUCUUGUCUGAGACCGCCAUAAGUAAUUCACGUUAUAUUCUUGACUGAACAGGCGUUUGAAAGGCUUCUCUUUCGUGGCUUCUUUUUAGUUAAAAAGUCUUGGCUCCUUGUAAAAAAAAAAAGAUAUUCCUUCCAGUAAGCCUUUGAGAAAAAAGAUUGCAACUGAAUCAGAGCAUAGAAGAUUAUUAUUGAACCUUGGAAUGAUAAUAAAGGGCACCUUUAUUGUUAUUCUUGGGUGGACCCAACUUGGCUUCAUAAUUUUCACUGUGUACGCCAUUAAAAAAAAACUUGCGUCUGUUUUGAUCAGUCAGUAAGUUUCACAGAUGAAUUACACUGAAAUCAAAGUGGAAUAUUGCAGCCAGAUGAAUACAAUUAUUGCUAAUUUGUCUUUCUUUCCAGAUUUUUAUUUUUAAGUUCGCAACUUGCGAUAUAACAGAAGUGAUUUCAGCUCUGUUCUUGCGAUAUUCUAAAUAUCCUUCUUAGAGUUCCAAGUGAAGUGAUGCAGUAAGUCAACAACAGGAUACCCUCAAGCUUUAUCACCCUUGACACUGGAAGAUAAUCUUGUUUCUGUAAGUUAUCCUCAACGGAUUCUGUCGUAAAACAGGUAAAGUGAAUCUUUGAUAGUACUUUGAAUGAAGUCAUAUUAUAAUGGAUGGUCAGAAUUGCCUAAGCUCACAGAAUUAUUUGUGUGAAAAGUGUUUACUGGUGAUGUAAGAAGGAUACGAGAGGACAAUGGUAGUGUGUGUGUGUUGAGGCAGUGAAGCAGCUGUCAGGAGAGACAACUGAGCUACAUACAUCAUGGAAGAGAAGGAAAGAAUAGGGGAGUGUAUAUUAAUGGCAAAAUUGAUAGUGAUAGGGCAGCUUGGAGGCUCUUUCCUCAUGGUCACCCCCAUAGAAAGGAGUUUUCCAGGGAAGUUUGGCAUUAUAGAUGAUUAAAGGAAGGUUGCAUUUAGGAGUGAUUGAUAAUAAUUCUUGUUCUUGAUUUGAGCAGAAGUGAAUGACCAAUUGAUAUAAUGUGUUAGAUGAAGUUUUGCAAAAGUAAUGUGGCUGAAACUGUCUCGAGGUACAGGCAUAGGAUUACAGGUAACCCUCGAUUUGUGAUGGAGUGGUCUUAAAACAUCAUCGUUAAAGCAAAAUAUCAUAAAUCGGGGUUUACCUGUACUGUACAGUAUAUGGUGAGUGAUGGGUUGGUGAUUUCUGGUGCUGCAAACGAAGGCACAGCAAUGAGAGAUUGAUGUAGGCAAUGAAUUGGGGUUAGUAUUUAUGGUAGCUGACUAGUGAAAUUUUUUCAAGUUUAGGUGAAGGACUGUGUAUAAUGUACAUACAUUCCUCGCCAUUGCGUUAUGCGCGAGUUGGCCGAUGGGAAGUGAUCUUUGCUGAAGUGUCUCACACCCCUCCAUACCAGCCAGCUGGGGGCUGAGGCAGGCCCUGUUGUUUCUUUGAUUUUUUUUUACCACAAUGGGCAAGAGGAAAGAUUUAGCAAAAGAGCAUGUUAAUAUUAUGCCUGUGUAGUUAUUGGCAUGUAUCCAUUUGUUGACUUUUGGUAAGGAUUAUGCGUUGAUAUGUUUGUUAACAGUAUUACUGUAUGUAUGUGUCAUGAGAUCUUUAAUUUUGUAGUUUUAUAGACAAAAGUAUUGGAAUGAUAGAGAGGUGUGUGGAGUGUAAUUGGUUACAGGAUGGUCAAGGUGAUAUAUGAUUGGUUACAGGAUGGUCAAGGUGAUGUAUGAUUGGUUACAGGAUGGUCAAGGUGAUGUAUGAUUGGUUACAGGAUGGUCAAGGUGAUGUAUGAUUGGUUACAGGAUGGUCAAGGUGAUGUAUGAUUGGUUACAGGAUGGUCAAGGUGAUAUAUGAUUGGUUACAGGAUGGUCAAGGUGAUGUAUGAUUGGUUACAGGA